UUGUUUGCGGCAAUGGCGUUUUCCGAUUUAGCAUUCCUGGCGAUUCAAUUUCAAACCUAUCUCUAUACGUCGGGAUUUCUUUGCAAUUCAAUGAGAGUACUCUUUAUCAAGUACAACACUCAACUGGUGGCCAUUGCUAACUGGUUCAGUGCGUUAUCGAUAUGGAUCAUGCUGGCCGUAACAAUCGAACGGUUGGCCGUGAUCAGGCAUCCAUUCAAAGCUAACCAAAAAGUUGUCACAUCGAAAUUUUUGCUCGUACUAUCGAUGAUUGUCAUUUGUUCGUUUGCGGUCACAUUCGUUCAUCACAUUGCAUUCAAGAAGGUUUUUAUCAACGGCCGAAUGCACAUGCAAAUGAUAAAACAUCCAGUAAUCUCCGCAUGGACAUUGAUUCAAGCAUUGACUGUGGUCAUUAUACCGUGCAUUCUGAUGGCAAUUCUCAAUAUUCUUCUCAUACUCUCACUCAAAAAACACACAUUCCCCUCCGAUAUGCUCACUGUUCAACAACGAAAAGACAAUCAUCAAAUAUUGAUCACGAAGUCAAAAACCGAAAAAAAGGUGACAAUAAUGGUCGUGGUGAUUUUAACAAGUUUUACGUUGUGCAAUAUGCCAGGAGCGAUUAUGUAUAUUUUGGUACAAUUCACAAACGAGCAGCCAACAGCGUUUCACAAAGCUGUCGCAAAUUGUCUUGCGAUAACGGGAAAGAUGCUGAAUUUUGUCAUCUUCUGUAUGUCGUCAUCACAUUUUCGCAAGAAUCUUCUCAAACGUCUUAACAGCUGUUUGCUUGGACUACGGCGCCGAUCGAGUAUGCGUUCAGGAGGUACGUCAUUUUCAACAAUAACUCAUUGCAAUAGCCAACAUGAGAAAUCGCCUUUGGCAAAGCAGUCAAAUAAGAAUCCGUUCACGCGUAAUGGUUUAGGUACUACUUACAGUGAGUUCACGCUGAGCAGUUGCGAUACGAACUGCGCAACAUUUCGAACGAUGUCGAUGCGACUCACCGAAUGCGCUCAACGUCGUCACAAAAAGAAGGCACCGCUUCCCAUGAAGACACUGAGAACCGUUAAAAUUGAGCUGGCUUGA
Messenger RNA from Anisakis simplex (herring worm), 1077 nucleotides. NCBI's taxonomy places the organism in Eukaryota, Metazoa, Nematoda, Chromadorea, Rhabditida, Anisakidae. The record is from the annotation of a GenBank genome assembly.